Messenger RNA from Hypoxylon fragiforme, 585 nucleotides. Its product is annotated as S-adenosyl-L-methionine-dependent methyltransferase. Gene Ontology annotation, molecular function: O-methyltransferase activity. The coding region runs from base 1 to 585 and encodes 194 amino acids. The record is from RefSeq and is a predicted model, not a curated record. The transcript has 4 exons. NCBI's taxonomy places the organism in Eukaryota, Fungi, Ascomycota, Sordariomycetes, Xylariales, Hypoxylaceae.
AUGACCGUCCCACGCAUCAUUGAGUUGGCAACACGCAUUGCUGCAUAUAUCACCCGUUUCGUCUGCCGAAAUGGCUUCUCCCUGGCCAACAACACCGACCAGCCCAUGUAUGACUUCGUAUCGGAACACCUAGAGCGCUCGCGUCGCCUUGCCAAUAUAAUGGUAGGCGACUCGCAAGGCUUCGUAUGCGUAGCCCUCGCUCGCAAGUUCCACUCCAUCUUCUUCAUCGUCCAGGACCUCGAGUGUGUCGUCACGGAGUGCAGCAAAAACGCUCCCUCGGAUGCUUCCAGCCAGAUAUUCUUCAUGGCGCACGACUUCCUCACGCCGCAGCCUAUCUACGGUGCAGACGUCUACUUCUUCCGGUGGAUCUUCCACAACUGGUCGGACAAGUAUUGCAUCAAGAUCUUGCGAAAUCUCAUUCUGGCUCUAAAACCGGGUGCGAAGAUCAUCAACGCGAAGGAGAGGGAGCUAGAGGACUGGGCGGAACUGUUCCGGAGUGCGGAUGAGCGGUUCGAGUUGCAAGAGCCUAUACAGCCGCCUGGUUCGCAUCACUCCAUAAUGGUGGUACUGUGGAACGGCCCUUAA